GAGGAGACAAAGGAAUUUCAGAUCGGGGGUCGGCAGGUGGAAGGUUCGUACUCGGGGGAGAGCAAAAUUCUACCGUGGCUUCUCUCCAACAGCCAUUCCAGUCCAGUCCAGGCUCAUAACAACAACAAGUGAGCGAGGGAGCAACAUUUACCGGCUUUUAAUUUUUGUUCAGUUUUUGUGUUCCUUGAAUCUUAAAAUUUUUGUCCAAAAAGCGACCCCGAUAAGAAGUCAUUAUGAUGAAUCCCUUCGUUACUGGAGAUGGACAGGCGCAAGGCCAACAGACGCAGCAGGCGACAGCCCCAAAAGUAGUUUUGCGGCCACCAAGGCUGCAGAUUGGAGGUCCGGGGUAUGGCAUCCCUGUGAUGCCUGAACCAUGUAUGACGGUCAAGCCGGAGGCCCUUCUGCUUGGAGCAGCUCCAAGUGCCGCGGGUAGAUUAAUCCGAACUGGCGUGAGGAGGCCAGUAGGAAAUGGAUUUCAAAGAGGGCGAUUGAACAUGUUUUCCAGUGGGAAUAGACUUAUACGAGCCGAAGGUAGACGAUCAUUAACAAUUGGAAUGCAAAACGGAGAGGCGCAUGGUAGAUUCGCCGGUGUUGGAAGGGUGAUUAGAGCCGGAGGACGGCGUUCAAUUGGACAUGGAGUCCCAAGGGGAUCCACCAGGACUCGUUCGAGAAAGCAAGAAAACGCGCAAAGAUGGGGUCGUGGAUCAGAACCAACACGAGAACAGUUGGAUAAAGAACUGGACGAGUAUGCCGCCGCGAGGAAUCGUCUUAGCUUAGAAGCCCUAGACGCAGAACUGGACCGAUACCAAGCCGUGACUACGGCUAUCAAUCGUCGAUCGGCUGCCGAAUCGGAGGCCAAGGACAUGGAUGUUGAUACCGUUUAGAGGAGGGCCCUUUCAAGUUGUUUUUUUAAAAAUAAUACAUACACAAUGACGCCUUUAACUUAAUGAACAAUAAUUUGAAAUUAGAAACUAUUUUAUGUAUGUUUUUUAUUUCUCUUACCAAUAAUACAAUGUUGAUAAGAAGGAUAAUGAUGAUUAGAAAUCUCUCGUGAAUCCUGAAGUUAAAAA
Messenger RNA from Folsomia candida, 1070 nucleotides. RefSeq lists its product as uncharacterized. The record is from RefSeq and is a predicted model, not a curated record. NCBI's taxonomy places the organism in Eukaryota, Metazoa, Arthropoda, Collembola, Entomobryomorpha, Isotomidae. The transcript is spliced from 3 exons. The coding region runs from base 234 to 884 and encodes 216 amino acids.